GACCAUCGUUUCAACUUAUCGACUUUUAUCGUUGACUUCAGCCUCACUCGUCAUGGGUGACGCAGGGUUCUUCAAAGGUACUUCGAGCGAGCAGGAUACUCGCUUCAAAGACAAAGAAAAGUCGCUGCUCAAAUCCAUCAAUUUUCCUAAGGAACUCGAUAAGAAGGUUGAUAUGCGCAAAGUCGAGAUGACGGUGAUGAGGCCAUGGAUUGCGCAAAAAGUGAUGGACCUUCUUGGCUUCGAGGACGAAGUCGUGGUAGAAUAUGUCAACGGUCUUUUGGAGGAUCCAGCGAAUCCAAUUGUGGACCCUAAAAAGAUGCAGAUCAAUCUCACCGGUUUCCUCGAAUCCAAAACGGGCCCUUUCAUGUCUGAGCUUUGGGUCCUUUUGUUAUCUGCGCAAGACUCGCCUCUCAAAGUCCCCGCCAUAUUCAUUGAACAGAAGAAGGCAGAACUACGUCAACGUGAGCAGGCAGACAUGGAGGCCCAAGCAGCGGUAAAGCAACGACAAGAGCUUGAAGCUGCAAAGGAACGUAAGAUAGCGGACAUCAGGCAAAGGGAGAGAGGGUUUCCUGGCUCCAACAACAAUACCUCAGGUCGACCUCGAUAUCAAACUGAACAAGGACCAGCGCGUGGAGGGACGAGACACUCCGGUAACGGAAACUACAAUCGCAAUUCGAGCUUUGUACCACCGCGUGAUCGUGAUUCAGGUUGGGCAAGCCGUGCAGGUGGUAGUCGAGAUAACAAUACAGUCAACAGGCACCGGACUAGGUCUCGUUCGCCUGAUCGCUUGUACUCCCCUCGCCGUAGAGAACGCUCUCCAUCACCUCGCCGAGAGCACUCACCCCGUCGAGACAGAUUGCGCUAUCCUCGCCGUCAGCGCUCCCGAUCAAGAUCCCAUUCACCAAUCCAUAGUCGAUAUGAUCGAGAUGUUUCCUCAUCUCAUCGCCGACGGCGCACUUCUUACUCCCGCUCGCCACAGCGACAGAGAUCACCUGCUAGAUCGAAUCGCCACCAGAAUUCAAUAUCCCCAACACUCAAGCGUCGCGCGUCCCCAGCGCGACCUCCAAGAAGCGAGAAGUCUGCUCAUUCUAUACACUCGAAAGAUAGUCUUUCUUCAGCUCAUCGUCGGAAGCACUCUGGUUCUUCAUUAGAACAUGAUUAUCAUCACACUAAGCAUAGGAGUCCGCCGUAUGAAGCCUGCGGACGUGAUCAUAACCAAAGGGACCGUGAUCGACCCCAGAUACUCCACUCACCCCACUCUGAAGGGGUGGGAAUCUCAAUCAAAGGCAUAGCUUCGAAACGCGCCGUUCACGACCACGAUGAACUUUCAAAGCGCUUAGAUGUACACCCCGCUGAAGUUGUCGAUGCCAAUAGCGAUGGCGACCCACCUAAAGCUAGUGCUUCUUCUUGACUCGACUCUUAUCUUUCUUAUUUGUUUUCAAUCCUGCUGAUUUCAAACUUUCACUCGCAGUCCCGCACAGACAUCGUGAGCCAAAAUACCAAAGAACGUCUACUGCGUGAGAAAGUCAAAUCCUCGAUGCAUCUGAGGAAUUGAGAAGAAUUUGUUUUUAUGGGCUCUGUAUCUGCACUUAGCGUCACUAAAAUGGUCUAUCCUGUGCAAUAUUGCUUUGUUUAUUAUC
Messenger RNA from Melampsora larici-populina 98AG31, 1640 nucleotides. RefSeq lists its product as uncharacterized. The record is from RefSeq and is a predicted model, not a curated record. The coding region runs from base 53 to 1411 and encodes 452 amino acids. Gene Ontology annotation, molecular function: RNA binding. The transcript has 5 exons. Gene Ontology annotation, cellular component: spliceosomal complex. Lineage: Eukaryota; Fungi; Basidiomycota; Pucciniomycetes; Pucciniales; Melampsoraceae. Gene Ontology annotation, biological process: mRNA processing; regulation of mRNA splicing, via spliceosome.